CAUGGAGGAGGGUGUGUAAUGCACUCUGCUUCUGUCCGUUUUCCCGCCUGUGUCACCCUUGUCUCUCUCUUUCUGUCUUUCAUCAUCUCCCACUUCGUUUAGUUGCAUUUUCGCUUUUCCUUCUGGCGAUGGUUUCCGUGGCCUUCGCUGCAGAGGACGGGCCGGCGGUCGAUGUCGAGUACCCAUCCGCUCCGAUUAUGACUGCUAUGGCGGAUACUGAGCAGAAUUCUCGCCUGCUUCAGGAUAAUCGUAGCUUUACGCGGUUAGAUGCUGAUCUUAUCAUUGCUGACAGAGUCGUGAUGACGAUAACCCCCGUGGAGCCCUUUCUGCCCUACAGCGGGAACUCAACAGGAAGGUCGUGUUUUAUGCAGCUUUCUGGCAUCGUAUUUAUUCCAAACUCCACUGUAUUUUACUUCGUUCUGUACGGAUACUGUAAACGCGGCGAGCCACUUCAAACGAUUCUCAGUCGCAUCUCGUUCAGGAAAGCAGAUCUAGGGCAGGUGAAUCGAGGGAUGAAAGCCCAUGUCGAGGACAAAGUGGUUACCUACUGGUGGCCGAUGUCCGAACUCGUAGGGCUGGCAGCGGCCUCGCCCUCUGUUACUUGUGCGUCCGCCACGCCAUCGCCGUCCAGCAUUCGCACAGAUAGUUCUCCUCCUACCUCAGAUUCAUUCCCCCCUCCCUCCCUCGUUGCGGGUCCGUCCUCGCCGUCCAUUUCUGCCUAUCCUCCGUCUAAUGCGGCCAGUCCUGCGGCCCAAGUGUCCAAAGAGAGCUCUUCUUCUUCCUCGCACUCUCGCAAUCUUGGGAUCAUGGUCGCGUGGGCGGUGUCAUCGCUUGCGCUCAUUUGCGCUAUCGCCUGCGUGGCUUUCUUCGCCUCCAAGGCCCGCCAGCAGCAACGGUGGCAGUCUGCUCCGAAUAGCGAAGGAUUCAAAAUGACGAAGACGAUCACUUCUCCUCCGUCAACGGCGAAAGCUAUCGACCAAAAGGAGCGAGAGGAGCCUCGACCAAUGGAGGUUAAGCGAUUCUCGCUGGCAGUGCUUUCUCACUGCAGAAGUGAUUUCAGCCAAAGCUAUCGUAUUGGGGACAGCGGGGCCUUCGGGGACGUUUACUGGGGAUCGAUCGGCGAAAAUCAGCAGCUGGCAAUCAAGCUGAUGUCGGGCAACCUUACUCCCGCCAAGCGCAGUAUGUUCCUUGCGGAGGUGAACACGUUGAGCAGACUCCAUCACGCCAACCUCAUCCGGUUGGUGGGGUACUGCGACCAGGGAAAUCGUUCCAUCUUGGUGUACCCCUACUUCCCAGGCGGCAGUCUGUACGCUCGCCUUCACACACGAGAGAAAGCUGUCCCCGAUAGACCCCUUCUCCCGCCUCUGACGCUGAUGGAGCGAUUGUGCAUCCCCUUGCAGAUCGCCAAGGGGUUGGCCUACCUUCACGACGGUGUCGACCCCCCGAUCAUCCACAGGGACAUCAAGAGCAGCAACGUGCUUCUGGGCGAUGGCACCGGGAAGAAGCUGCGGGCCGUUGUAGCGGACUUCGGUCUAGCAGCCAUCGGAGAGAGGGUGUUCGGGACAGAACGCCAGACAGUGGUGAAGACCUCGCACAUGGCGGGAACUUUCGGGUACAUGGCACCCGAGUACAUGCUGUCCGGGAUUGUGUCGGAGAAGAUCGACGUGUACGCUUUCGGCGUGAUCCUGCUGGAGCUGCUGAGCCUGACGGGGAGAAAGGCGGUGUCGCCGUCACCGUCUGGCGCGGGUUGGCAGACUCUUGUGGACUGGGCGAGACCUCGUCUCGGACGCAGGCAUGGGGCUGAACCAGGGGUGGUGCUGUACGAGAUACUGGAACCGUGCUUGCGAGACCAGGCGGCGGGACUCCAGUUUAAUCAGGCCAUGAUGGAGACAUUGCGCUUGGCGGCGGAAUGCAUUGUAGAGGACUACGAGUGUAGGCCGACGAUGAGCAUGUUAGAGGCCACGAUUGCCAGCCUGCUCAACGAAGCGAACGUAUGUUCGUGGCAGUAUUAGAUGAUGAUGAGAUGAUGAUGAUGAUGUUGGGCUGUCGACCGCCGAGGGGAGACGGUCCCUCCCAAGCAACAACGCCACGGUAUAUGGCCACGUUGUUGCUGGCGGAAAGGAGAAGAAAGGGGUAUGGGAACUAACAAAGCGGGCAGAAGUAU
Messenger RNA from Chara braunii, 2164 nucleotides. The record is from the annotation of a GenBank genome assembly. NCBI's taxonomy places the organism in Eukaryota, Viridiplantae, Streptophyta, Charophyceae, Charales, Characeae.